Chelmon rostratus (copperband butterflyfish) is the source of this 4058-nucleotide messenger RNA. RefSeq lists its product as uncharacterized. The record is from RefSeq and is a predicted model, not a curated record. Lineage: Eukaryota; Metazoa; Chordata; Actinopteri; Chaetodontiformes; Chaetodontidae. The transcript is spliced from 4 exons. The coding region runs from base 1669 to 2139 and encodes 156 amino acids.
UGUAAACUCAAUUGGUGUUGAAAAUUGAUACAGAUCAAGGUUUUAAUUGUAAGAGAUUAAUAUAUUUGACAACUUGUAUUGAGAGAAUGACAACUUUAAAAGUUGUCAUUUUUAACAUCAAUGUUUUUCGAUGAAGUAGCUCAGGCAUGCAGACCAGAAUACCUUUAGGUUUGGAGACUGACAUGUAAUUUUUUUCACAGUUUGAAGCAUCUUUAAAGGUUAGAUUUAAUUGUGUCAUCCUGCAAUACCUGUUCAUGUGACUGCCAAGAGAACUCAGUCUUGGCAGUCACAUAAACAGGUAUCGCAUGCUUCCUGCUGCCCUUCAUUUGUUGCUGCAUUGUCACGGAAACUAACGUCUCUUUGAUUUCCUUCCACAACUCAAGCUCAGCUGUCACCCAGUCAAGACAUGAAGAGGGAAACACUGAAGAUCUGCUGCAACAGGUGUAUGGAUGCCUCGUCACAUAAGCCUCCCCCCAUCUGUCGGUAACAUUGCUUCAUUAGCCUCACACACUGUCCCCAUUCUUUCUCCCUUCAUGUUUUGUGAAUGAAUGGAUUAUUCUGCCAGGGGUUGUGAGUUGUGGGGCGUCAAGACUAGAUAAAAGCAAAAAACCCAGAACUCCACUAAAACAUAAUAUAGGGCCCCUAUCACUUUGUUUAAAUUGUGCUAAAAUUGACUAAUGCAAAUGUUGGGACCCUUAAGGCCCCUGGAGUUAAGUUGCCUGGGUCACUUAUUUUAGUUUCCUACUUGGCUUGGUUGCUAAUUCAACUUUGACCCCAUCCUGGCACAUGGUCAUAAGUAGAAAAUAAUACAUGGGCACAUAUAAUGAGUGAUAUUUUAAGGUUGCUGUUUGGUGGUGCUUAACUGAAGAAUCUCUGCAUCUUUGUGUAAUUUUUAAGUCAGUAAUAUUGGAAUAUUUUCACCGUUUUCAACUAAAACAGUGGUGCUCUGAAGCAUCAAAGCCGUGUAGCUGGAUUGGGAGUCUUAUCUAGGCCUGGAUUCAGUUCUGAGUUCACUGAAUGAAUGAGUCAAAGAAUGAAAAGAGUCAUUGAACUUUGCAAUGCUUAAUGUCUCCAGUCAAUGAAGCUGGGAGCCAGGAAGAAAUCCCCUCUGCGUCAUAGAAGCGUCACCUUUCAGUCUUUCACACUCCAUCUGUCUGUUCAUCAACUGCUACCUGAACAUGAAAUAUACACGUCCCCUCCUGAAACUUGAUUUUAAAUUUGGUGUAGCCAGCUUAUUUCAGCUCCAACUGCCAACUGUAAACAUAUGUUUUUAUGAACUAUUUCCAUGAUCAAAUGUAAGCAAGCAGCUGUUUUCCUGUGCAGGUUUGUUUGCGCUGUUGUUAAUGAGAUAAGCUCUUGCGUCUUCAGCUAAUCCUGUUCGAGGAGCAGCGAGGUCAUCAGUCAAAUCCCCAUAAGAGCAGACAGUGACAGAGCAGAGGUGUAUACAGGUACACAAACUCAAGGACUGCAAGCAAUGCAACGGAUGGACUGUGCCUAUAGGAGAUAACACUUGCAGCUUAAAAUUAAAAGAACAACAACAGGACUGACUUUUGUCCUGGACUUGGAAAUAGUCAAGACAUUGGUGCAUUAACCUGUACGCUGUCACAGAGUAAGGUAGACACCACCUGAAACACCACAGACAACAUCAGCGCGAGCCAGCUCUUGGGAAUGGAUUCCCUCAUGUCGCUGGGUGCUCCCCUGAAGCAGCUCACCAGCUGCAUGUCGGGGAAGAGCGCCACCACCAAGAGAGGGGGCAAGAAGAGCCAGUCUGUCCGCAGAAACAGCUUCACCCGCAGGAAGAGCGUCAGCAGGAGGAGAAGCCUUCCCUGCAGCAGCCAGAAAGUCCCCGACUCCUGGCUCAGGAUGUACCAGGAUGAACUAAAGAGAGAGAGGAAGCGACAGCAAGCCAUACUGGCCAAGAAGAACGCGGAGAGGUCGGUCAGAAGAACCCACUUCAGGAGCCACCACUGCCUCCCCAGGCAGACCACCCCUGCCAGAAAAUCAGCCCCAGUGAAGGACGACUCCUUCUUUGGAGCCUUCCAAGGCCUCAGUCUGGACGGACUGAUUGGAGGUAGUAAUGGAUCUCCUGCCAUCGCCGCUCCUGCUGCUGCUGGAGGAGAUCAGUGCAAAGUCAUGUGAGAUUUAACCCCCAAAAGGACAAUUAGACUGUUUAAAUUAUCCUAAUGCACAAGGGACUUGAAGGACAAAGAGCUCGUGGAGGAAAGGCGACUCGAAUUGGAAAUGAACCAGAGGCUCACACCUAACCCAAGAAAAGGGGGGAAAUAUGUUUGGAUUAGUCUUCAUUUAUUUUUAGGAGUUGAUGUUGCUUGUUCUUGAUUGCUUGGUUCUGUGUUUGCAGAUUUCACUCAUGUCACUCUUUGCAAUUUCUGCAUUUUCUUGUUUGCUAGAUGAGCAGAACGGUUUUUGUGAAAGAUGGUUAUAAAAUCUCUGCUGACAUGUUCUUGUAUGAUUUCUGUAAUUCAUUCAGUGUUCACACUCCUGAGCUGGUGGAAGCAUUUCAAAUCUAAAGCAGGUGAAAGGAUUUUAUUCUAUCUUUUCAAAACAACAUAAAUAGAAAACUAUAUGCAACAAACACCAAGCAGGUGUUUUUAUUCACAAUAUUUGAGUUAAUACAUUUAAGACAUGCAGAACUAAGGUUGGAGGUGGGCUCGAGACACUGAAUGCAAAAUCUGCAUUUGUGCUGAAGACUUAAAAUAUUUCUGUGGCUGUUCCAGAAACAUUUUCCUUUUCUCCUCUGGCGGCACAUUUCAAGAUACUGUGCUAGCUCAGUAUGAGGGAUCUGUAAUUGCAGACUUAGCCAUUUAAAAAUUUACGCUCAGCUUUGCAGACCACUACUGGUACAGUAGACUUGUUAAGUCCAAGCUUUAUUUUGUAAAAAAAAAAAAAACACAAACCACAUUUUCCUCAUCAGUUACAGAAGUGGAAGCUGCAUCAUCUCUUUCUCCCAUGAGGCCAGUAUGAUCUCUGGGUCCAGAUCAGAAAUAUGUACAUUAGAAAAACCAAGUACAAAACUACGUUUGUCAGGGUCAGGAUGAGGAAGUAUCCAGAUGACUGCGUGAUGACGACUACACAGCUGACUGCAGACGACGAGGUGAGGAUACACAGAACUGGGUGUUUUUAUAACAGUGAGUUUACUCUCGAUAAAGUCCCAUUUUACAGCAUCAUUCCCUCUGUUCCAUCUUGACUUUCGGGGGCUUGAGGAAGGACCUGUUCUUUUUCUCCUUGUUCUUCUUGCCUUUGGCCUGGAAGUUCCUCCAGCUGUCCACGCGCCCAUCUCUUGUUUCCUGACAAAUGUGUGAAAAGAAAAUUGCCAUUUCAGAAAUGCCAAAGGCAAUCGUGUCCAUUUAUUAGUAGAGUAAGGGACCACAGUCAUGGAGGAACGCACCUCAAAGUUUUUCUGCCACUCUCUCUCGCGCUUUGCUUUCUCUGCUGCUUCAAUUUCUUCCUCUCUUGCCCUUUUUCUGGUAAAUUGAGAAGAAGAGAUAAUCUAUGACAUUCGAAUAUAAGCUUUUCUGUUUCAGCAGUGAAACCUCCUGUGUGUCAUUUACCUUUCAUGCAUUUCCUUUGCUUCUCUUUCCUUCCUCUUGAUUUCGAGCUCCGCGAACAGCUUCAUGGUCUGUUUGUACACUGCUUGCUUGAACUGGAAAAAGUUGUAUAAAAAAAAACAUAUAUGCUGAUAGAUAUGACUAUGACAAAUACUUGCUGUAUUAACAUUGUGAAAAUCCAGUUAGUCCAAAGGAAUAAAACUGAAAAUGUUUUUUAGAAUAAUGUAUUUCACCAUUUACUGUGUUUAAAGAAAAAUGUUUUGACAGCUUUAUCUAACAGCAAUUACUGAAACUAUCACUUCAGUAUUUUUAUUUCUUUUCUCAAAUGGUCUUACAGUGUAAUCUUCAUUUUCCUGUUAUGUAUUUCUAUGACUUUGACUUACCACUUCAUGGUCGUCCUCCUCCACAUCCAAUGGUUUCCCAUCCUUCUUCAACUGCUUCUUUUUCUCCUUUACCUGUUGGGAACAUCAAGUGGCAGAGAAUAAAAAGUUA